Messenger RNA from Chrysoperla carnea, 4480 nucleotides. RefSeq lists its product as uncharacterized. The record is from RefSeq and is a predicted model, not a curated record. The transcript has 7 exons. Lineage: Eukaryota; Metazoa; Arthropoda; Insecta; Neuroptera; Chrysopidae. Gene Ontology annotation, cellular component: extracellular matrix. The coding region runs from base 1 to 4338 and encodes 1445 amino acids.
AUGUUCUUCAAAGAACAGUUAUUUUUGUUAUUUCUAACAAUUAACCAAAUUAAUUGUGAAGAUGUAACGGUCACGUUAAAUUUAAAAAGGGCGUUACAUGUUGUUAGUGAUCAGUUUAUUAGUUUUAAUGUGGAUCCCAAGUAUUUUUUUCAAAAUGUUAAUUUGAGUGAUUCAGAAAAUUACAACAUAAUUAGUGCUUUAUCACCUGCGUUUAUACGUUUAUCUGGUCCAUCGACUAAAGUAUUAACAUGGGCUGAUCCUGAUAAAUUAGGAACGGAUAAUGAUCAUUUAUUGACUGGAUUAUAUGGUUUAACACCAAAGAAAUGGAUUGAUUUUAAUGAAUGGGCUUUAAAUACAAAUUUAACACCAAUAUUUGCAUUAAAUGAUCGACAUAGAAUUAAUGGUGUUUGGGAUCCAAGAGAUUCGCUGGCCAUGAUGACCAUAACAGACCAAAUGAAUUAUAGCUGUUUUUGGGAAUUGGGAUAUGAUGGUACAAAUACAACUUUAAACCAAUACAUCUCUGAUUUGACAUCGUUACAGCAUAUUUUGGAUGCGUUUCCAGCAUCUAAAGAUUACUGGGGUACCAUUGGAAGUGAUUUCAGUGGAUGUAUAGAAAAACCUACCUUUGAAGUAAUACGUAAUUUUCUUUUAAGUGUAGAAAGUUCAUUAGACGCAAUUAAUUGGCAUAUAAAAAAUAAUGGCGAAGAAAAAUUCUUAACUGAAAAAGAUCCAAUUGUGAAAGCUUUAAUGCCAACUGCCAAAACAAAAUUACCUGUAAUGUUAACAAUACCAUAUGCUGAUAAGACUGCAUCAUUUCGUAAUGCUUUAGAAUGGGCUUUAGAAUUGGGAAACGCAGCCAAAUUUGGAUUUGGAGUAGUAUUUCGUCAACCUACUAAAGUCGAAUUAUUAAAGGAAACGCCAGUAUUUUGGGUAGGACUUUUACAUAAAAAUUUAUUGGGUAGAAAUAUCUUAGACGUAAAAGUAACGGGAACAAAUCGAACUCGUAGCCAAGUUUAUGGUCAUUGUACAAAGCGUCAAAAUAAUUAUAUCCGGCGUGGUGCUGUAACUUUAUUCGCAAUUAAUACGCAAAAAACAAAUAUGUCGAUUGCACUUCGACCAUUUGGACCACAAAUGCGAUCAGUUGAAAUUCAGAGUUAUGUACUAACAUCUAAUGGUAACAUUGAAGAUUCGGAAAUUUUCUUAAAUAAUGAAAAGCUGACUUAUGAUGUGGUUAGUAGAACAGGAAAACUAGAUUUAAUACCAAAAAUUCGACGUGCAAGAGCAAAUAAAAUCAUCAAUUUGGAAUUACCACCAUUAUCAAUUGGGUUCUUUGUAUUACCAGGUGCUAGAUCUCCAGCAUGUAUCGUUGGUGAAAUUGAAAGUGAAUUGAUCGUUGAGGAAAUUAUUGAAGAUCAAAACGCAGCUGUAGAUGUUGAAAGAACUGCAAAUUCUAAGGAAGAAGACGUUUCUUUACCCGAAAAUUCAGAAGAAAGUUUCGAAACGGAAGAGAAGCCAAUCCAAGCUCAAUGGGAGAAAAUUUUACAUACUAAAUCAAAAGAUCCAAAACUAAUGGAAAAUUACAAUUUUACUCGACAGCAUUUUAUUGAUCGAGCAAAAUUACUUGAAAAACAUAAACAACUUCAAGAGACUGAACAACAUCGCCUUGAUUUGAAACAUAAACUUGCAGAGAAAAUCCGUAAGCAGGAAACACAGAAGCAAGCUGAAUUGGAUCGUCUUCAAGAUUUUGAAUUAACCAGCGAUGAGAUUCAAUUAAUAUUAGCACAAAGGGAUAAGAAAAAUGUGAAAUUACGAGCAAAAAGAUUUUUACCGAUUGAUAUAAUGAAAAGUUUUGCAGAACGUGCAAAAAAAGAAAGUAAUAAAAAUGAUAAAGUUGAUGUAAAUAAUAAUCCGCCGUUAAAAAGCAGAACAAAACGCCAAAUUACUUUCGAUGAAGGUCGGUAUUCAGGACGUAGAAAUAGUCGUUUAGCAGGUCGUCUUGAAAGAUUACGUAAUAGGAAAGAAACCGUAGAAAACGAUCAAUAUAAUCCAAAUAAUAAUUAUGGAUUAGAUCAACCUUCCCCACCUCCAACUGAUAUUGGAGUAAAACCAAUAAAAGUUAUUCCACAAGGGGAUGUUUUUAUGGGUUUAUUAACUGAGAGUGUUGAGAGAAAUAAUGAUUAUGACUAUUUGGAAAGUGAAGAACACUCCCCCCGUCACACAGAGCCACAAUUUAGAAAUACAAAUCAACAAAGAAAAUCAAAAAUUGACCGAAGAAAUCGUAAAAAUGGUAAAACUGUUGCGGAAGAAUCAACGACUGGUGUCAUAGACGGAAGGUUUUUAGAAGAUUUUAAUAUUUAUACAAUGGCGGAAAAUGCAAAUGAAUGGUCCAUAAUGGAUGGCGAUGAUAAUGAUCAAUUGUUCCAUGCUGGGCAUUUUUAUGAAAACUUACACAAUAAUCCUUUACAUAUCGGUCAUGAAAUUAAACGAACGGAAUGGAAAGACUAUGGCGAAUUGUUUGAGGUUGAUAGUUUGAAAGAUUCUGAUGAGGAAGACGAAAUAUCAUCGUUGGAAAAUUAUUAUGGUGAUUUCGUGGAAAAUAAAAAUUUGUAUCCAGUAGAAAAAUUUCCUCAAAAUUAUGUAGAAGAUGUACAACAAAGUAUAACAGAAUCUGAAGAAAGUAAUGAAUCGGAUUCAAGGCAAGAGCAUGAAAAAUUACAAGGGCAAGAUUCACAAAAACGUGAAGUUAGAGUUUUACCAGAUAGAAAUUUCUUAGAACAAAAUAAAAAAAUUGAUACUACCAGAAAUAAUAAUUACUUUAAAGAUAAUUCAAUCACUAGAUCCACAACUUCAACAACUUCAAUGCCUGUAACAAAGAAAAAACGUAAACCAUCUACUCCAAUUCCAGAACUAAGACCUUUAACCACAACAACAACAACAUCAACCACAACAAGUACAACACCUUUCCCAUUAUAUACGCCACAACAACCAAAACGACGACGCCCUAGACCUCCACAAGAUGAUAUUCCUGAUUAUAUGCGAUUCAAACGUGAUGUUAGUAACAUACAAAAAAUACCACCAAAACAUCAAGCCAAAUCGGUAAUAAAUCCAAAUAAUAUACAAACAAUCACACCGAAAAAUACAAAAUCGAAUGGCAAUGACGUAAAACGAGCUCAUCGUAGAAGAAGAGAUGCGGAUACUACAAGUGUAUUUGAUUCUGAAACAAUUACAACUGAAGCAAUGGUAACAGAAUACGAAACCACAACGGCCAGUAUUCCAAGUAUUGAUGACUUGGAUGAUGUUUCAAAUAUGGAUGCAGAAAAUGAUGUUGAUUAUGUGGAACCAAACGAAGAACAUUUUAAAUAUGUAAUUGGAAGACCAUACGAUUCUACUAAAUUGAAACCUCUGAAUGAAAAACGUUCAAAUAAUUUCCAAAGAUUUUUAAAAAAUAGGUUAGCAAGAACGAGAAAACGAUUUGAGAAAAAAAAUCAGGCUGGAAAAGUGAAAACUGGUAUGCAAAACGAUACAACGAUAAUAGAUAACAUAGAGACAACAAAUGUUAUGGAGGUUGAAACUACAACAACAGCAAUUCCUACAACCGAUGUUGGAAAUAAGUUGAAUGAGCAAGACUCAGCCAACAUCGAUCCAACUAUUAUUCGACACAAAACAGGAAUUGAAAAUUUACGACGUAGAAGACAAUUUACCCCUCUAGCAGAUCAUCGAAUGCAUAUUAGAAAUUUCUUACGAAACAGAUUUGGUAAAAAUAAGCGUUCAAUUGAAAUGUCAGACCGAGAAAAUGAAAUUUUCGAAAAUAGUGAAGAGGAAUUAAAUAAAAAUGGUCAUGUAUAUAAAAUUAAAACACAACAAGGAAAAAAAAUAAUGGUUUUCGAUACGGCAAAAGCUGCACAUGAAUUUGAAAAUAAAUACACAGGAUCCAAAGAAAUCGUCGAUGAAAAGGUGGUUGUAUUUAAUUUAUUUACUACAGAAACUCCUCUAGCCCUCGAUUUAAUAGAGAAUAAAUGGAGUGAUUCUUCUGCCUCUGAUAAUAAUGACGAUGACAGCUCUUUAUCGCACCAUGCUGAAACUGCCGAAGAAAUAUAUUCAUUGAAUAGUGACAGCAGCGGUAGUGAUACUUUCGACGAUAAGGAUACAGAUUCAUGGGGUGAUUUAUCAGACAAUAAUGAAGGUGAUAAAAAGAAAAUUAUAAUUGUAACAGGUCAUCCGUUUCAACCGUUUUCUCCAUUUGGAGGUAACCAAUUAGUUGGUAAUUUCCUAGAAACUAUUUCAAAAGUCUUAGAACGUGUGCACAAGCGAUUAUCCGGUUAUUUUACUGCGCUAUAAAUAUAUGUAUACCUAUUUAUUUUAGUUUAUUGAGUUUAGAUUAUUACAUUAAUUUUUAAGACUUGAAAGUCGUAUCUUACCUUUAACCCUUUUCUUUCUCCGUCCACACACCUGACUUCAAUAAUAGAUUAUUUCUUCUAAA